Molecule: messenger RNA, 1830 nt
Organism: Talaromyces stipitatus ATCC 10500
Lineage: Eukaryota; Fungi; Ascomycota; Eurotiomycetes; Eurotiales; Trichocomaceae
Product: siderochrome-iron transporter, putative
Exons: 3
Coding region: 1-1830 (609 amino acids)
Biological process (GO): transmembrane transport
Molecular function (GO): transmembrane transporter activity
Source: RefSeq, a predicted model, not a curated record
AUGGGUGUUCUGGACAAUAUUCGUGGUCGUGACACUUCUCGGGUCAACGCUGCUGCACACCAGGCCGAUACAACUGAGGUUCCCGCUGAUGAGAAAUACCCAGGCCAUGCCCAGGAUAUACCGACUAGCGACUCCGACACUUUGAGCUUGAAGGCUCGAAACGAGAAGGAGAUCCAGGAGCACCCGGACCAAAUCACUGCCAAUGCAGACAUUGGUGUUCAAAAGGCAGAAGCCACUGCUCUUAUCUGGACUAAGAAGACCGUUUAUGCCGUUUAUGCAUGGAUUUGGGUCUGCUUCUUCAUGCUGGCUUUCCAAUCAGCUAUAGGCAACAACCUACUUUACAUUGCCUAUGCCGACUUUGCUCAAGCCCCUGCUGUGUCUACCGCUAGCAUCUUAGCUAGCGUCAUCGGUGGUGUGCUCAAACUCCCUAUCGGUAAGACCCUCAACCUAGUGGGCCGUGCUGAAGGCCUUUUAUUCUUUGUCGUCAUCUACGUUUUGGGCAUCGUAUUGCUCGCCUCGUGCAACGGUCCAAGUGCUUAUGCAGCUGGUUAUGUGCUGUACUGGAUUGGCUACGAUGCCAUCUACCUCAUCCUCGACGUCUUCAUGGCAGAUACAUCAGGUUUGCGUAACCGUGCUUUUGCCUUUGGAUUCGCCAGCACCCCUUUCAUUUGCACGGCAUUCACUGGCUCAUUGGCUGCUCAGUCUUUUGUUAGAACCAGCGGAUGGAGAUGGGGUUACGGCGUAUUUGCCAUCAUCAUGCCUUUUGUAUUUGUCCCAUUGGCAAUUGUGUUCAAGUUCUACGAGCGCAAAGCUGCGAAACUAGGUCUGUUCAAAAGAGAGGAUAGCGGUCGUACGGCAAUGCAGUCAAUUUAUCAUUAUUUUCACGAGUUUGACGUGGUGGGCGCCUUCAUUCUCAUGGCAGCGUUUGUUCUGUUCUUACUCCCAUUCAGUCUGGAGACAUCCAACCGCAUCACGUACGAUAGCGCCGCUUUUAUUGCCAUGGUUGUUUUCGGAGUAUUGCUAUUCCCUGUCUUUGCUGUCUGGGAAGCAUACUUUGCGCGAACGCAAUUCAUCCGCUGGGAACUAUUCAAGAACCGCACCGUCCUCGGUGCGUGUAUCUGCGCCGCGACUGUUAACUUUUCCUUCUACUGCUGGGACUUGUACUACUACUACUUUGUUAUGGUGGUGUACAACCUUGAUAUUUCCAUGACCGGCUACAUGACACAGAUCUACAACGUCGGAUCGUGCUUUUGGGGUCCCGUUUUCGGUGUGUACGUCCGAUACACAAAGGAAUUCAAAAAGGCCUGUUUCUUUUUCGGAAUCCCACUUUUACUGCUCGGGGCAGGCUUAAUGAUUCACUUCCGCGGCCAAGAUGGAUCUAUCAACUAUGUUAUCAUGUGCCAAAUCUUUAUCGCUUUCUCUGGUGGUACUCUGGUCAUUGGUGAAGACAUGGCUGUUAUGGCGGCCUCUGAUCGCAUGGGUGUGCCCAUGAUGCUCUCACUCAUUGGGCUCGCCAGUAGUAUUGGUGCAUCUAUUGGAUCGGCCGUUUCUAGUGCCAUAUACGCUCGCACAUUCCCAGCGGGUCUUCUCCAGGCUCUGCCGGAGGAUGAAAAAGUCAAUGCUACAUCCAUUUAUCUCGGUGGAUAUGCAAGCCAGAUCCUGUACCCUGUCGGAAGUCCAACACGCGAUGCUAUCGAUUACGCCUGGGGGUACAGUCAGAAAUACGGCGCUAUUGCUGCUACUUGUGUAGCUGUCUUGUUGAUUCCUGCAGUUGGAAUGUGGAAGAACUACCGUGUUGACAAAAAACAGAACAAGGGAACUCUUUUUUAG